Globicephala melas (long-finned pilot whale) is the source of this 12188-nucleotide messenger RNA. It is a transcript of the gene GAREM2, whose product is annotated as GRB2 associated regulator of MAPK1 subtype 2. Lineage: Eukaryota; Metazoa; Chordata; Mammalia; Artiodactyla; Delphinidae. The record is from RefSeq and is a predicted model, not a curated record.
GCGGAAGCCCGGGCCGCGCGGGACUGGCCGUCGGGGCCCCGGGACGGCGGCCCGCGGGACGCCCAUGCCAUGGAGAAGUUGGCGGCCGGGCUGGCGGGCCUGCGCUGGAGCAUGGGCGCCUUCCCGCUCGACCUCAUCGUCAGCCGCUGCCGCUUGCCCACGCUUGCCUGCCUCGGGCCAGGGGAGUAUGCCGAGGGCGUCAGUGAGCGAGACAUCCUGCUCAUUCACUCCUGCCGCCAGUGGACAACGGUGACAGCCCACACCCUGGAGGAGGGUCACUAUGUCAUCGGGCCCAAGAUUGACAUCCCCCUGCAGUACCCAGGGAAGUUCAAGCUCCUGGAGCAGGCCCGGGAUGUUCGGGAGCCAGUGAGGUACUUCAGCAGCGUGGAGGAGGUGGCCAGCGUCUUCCCCGAUCGCAUAUUUGUGAUGGAAGCCAUCACCUUCAGUGUCAAGGUGGUGUCAGGCGAGUUCAGCGAGGACAGCGAGGUGUACAACUUCACGCUGCACGCCGGCGACGAGCUCACUCUCAUGGGCCAGGCGGAGAUCCUGUGCGCCAAGACCACCAAGGAGCGCUCACGCUUCACCACCCUGCUGCGCAAGCUGGGCCGGGCCGGGGCCCUGGCCGGGGUGGGCGGCGGCGGCGGCGGCGGCCCGGGGGGCACGGGGGCCGCGGGUGGCAGCGGGGGCGCCAGGCCCAUCAAAGGCAAGAUGCCCUGCCUCAUCUGCAUGAACCACCGCACCAAUGAGAGCCUGAGCCUGCCCUUCCAGUGCCAGGGCCGCUUCAGCACGCGCAGCCCGCUGGAGCUGCAGAUGCAGGAGGGCGAGCACACGGUGCGCGCCAUCAUCGAGCGCGUGCGGCUCCCGGUGAACGUGCUGGUGCCCAGCCGGCCGCCGCGCAACCCCUACGACCUACACCCGGUGCGGGAGGGCCACUGCUACAAGCUGGUCAGCAUCAUCUCCAAGACGGUGGUGCUGGGGCUGGCGCUGCGCCGCGAGGGCCCGGCGCCGCUGCACUUCCUGCUGCUCACCGACACGCCCCGCUUCGCGCUACCGCAGGGCCUGCUGGCCGGGGACCCGCGUGUCGAGCGCCUGGUGCGCGACAGCGCCUCCUACUGCCGCGAGCGCUUCGACCCCGACGAGUACUCGACCGCCGUGCGCGAAGCGCCCGCCGAGCUGGCCGAAGACUGCGCCAGCCCGCGCCGCGCGCGCCUCUGCCUGCCCGCGCCCCCGCGCGCCCUCCGGCCCGCCCGCGCCCCCGCCUCCGGCCCCGGCCCGCCCGGCGACGGCGACCAGGAGGAGUACGUGAGUCCCGACUGGGCCGGCGCGCCCGAGCCCGCAGCGCCACCCGCCGAGAUCCCCUACGAGGAGCUGUGGACGCACCAGGCGGCUGAAGGCUUCGCCGAGGGCAGGACCCGGCCGCUCCCGGGGCCCGACCUCAUCUCCUUCGGGACCACCGGGCCGCCCCACCUGGAGCCCGAGGCGGCCCCGCCUCCAGUGCCUCCCAAAUCCGAGGCGGUGAAGGAGGAAUGCCGCCUGCUCAAUGCCCCUCCUGUGCCCCCCCGAGGUGGCAGUGCCAAUGGCCGGCUCUCGGGCAGUCCCCCGGUGCCCCCACGCUUCCCCAAGCUGCAGCCUGUCCACUCCCCCAGCUCCAGCCUCUCCUACUACUCCUCUGGCCUCCAGGAUGGGGCGGGCUCCCGCAGUGGCAGUGGCUCUCCGUCACCGGAUACCUACUCCCUCUAUUGCUACCCAUGCACCUGGGGAGACUGCAAGGUGGGCGAGUCCCCCAGCCGCCCACGCCCGGGACCCCUGCCCUCGACUACGCAGCCCAGCCAGGCCUCCCGGGCCCUUGUAGAGCCCCUGAGCAGUGGAGCUGCUUCUCUCUGGGGGGCCGACACCCCGGUCAAGACCUACCACAGCUGCCCGCCUCCAUUCAAGCCCUCCCACCCCCAGAAACGCUUCGCUCCCCUUGGAGCUCUGAACCCCUUUUCCGGACCUGCCUACCCCCCAGGCCCUUCAGCUGCCUCCUCUUCUGGGCCCACAGCCAGCUCAGGUCCCCUGGCUACCUCCAGCCCCGCUCAUUCCCCGGGCCCGGGCCCUCCAGGCCAGGCCUGUUCCGCGGCUGCCUCCUCCUGCUGUCCCACCUCCUCCUCCUCUUCCUCUGAGCGGCAGACACCUGCCCUGGAGCCCUCUGAUCCCUUUGAGCUGGGCCGGGGCAGUUCUCCAGAGCCGGAGCUGCUGCGCUGUCAGGAGCCCAGAGCUGUGAGGGCUCCUGGGCCUGGGCCUGGCCUUCUGCCACUUGGACCCCCCAAGGCCUUUGAGCCUGAAGGUUUGGUGCUGCGGCACGUCCCCGCCCCCCUGUCCCCCGUGGCCCUGCAGGGGCCCGAAGCAGGCAGAGCACGACUCCUUCUCACCCAGGGGCGCCUGGAAGGGCCUCCGGCCAGUCCCCGGGAUGGGGCCACAGGCUGGGGCGGCCGGGAUGCCUCCUCCUGGCAGCCCCCCGCUGACCUGUCUGCACUCUCCCUGGAGGAGGUCUCGCGAAGCCUGCGUUUCAUCGGGCUCUCGGAGGACGUGGUGAGCUUCUUUGCCCGAGAGCGCAUUGACGGCAGCAUCUUCGUGCAGCUCAGUGAGGACAUCUUGGCAGAUGACUUUCACCUCACCAAGCUGCAGGUCAAGAAGAUCAUGCAGUUCAUCAAAGGCUGGCGGCCCAAGAUCUGACUUUCCCGCUCGGGGCUGCACAACUGGAAUUUUGGCCCGGAGGCCCCGGGGGACCAGCCCUGGGUCUGCAGGGUGACGGCACCCCCAGAGGCGGGGCCUGCCUGCAGGAAGAACCUAUGCCAAGGCUGAGGCUGCUAAGCAGCCGCGGAGAGUGAAUCCAGGGGAGACACACCUGGAAACGGGGUCCUCUGGGCCAGAGCCCCGCAUGCAUCUUGCCUUUCAGUGUGCAGAGUACGCGGGGAAGGGGCUGGAGGCGCCGGUGCACACCCGGGCCUGGUGACACAUUGCUGCGAUUCCCACGGGGGUUCAAAAGCGGGCCUUCAUGGUGACCUAACAGCCCCCUCCGUCCCGCUGCAGAGCUCCGCUGAUAGCUCGUACUUCAUAGCUUGUAGGUGCAGGCUGGAGACAAGGGAAGAUGGUCCAUGAUCUAAGCACAGAGUCCCCAAGUGCCCUCUCUCCUUUGUGCUCUGUGGGCUUUUGGCCUAGCUGCCCCAGAGUCGGGGUGCCUAUUUCUGUAUCUCGGGGAUGCCCUCCUUUCCCCUCUGCUCCACUGUGUGUUGGGCCCCUGGCCCUGAACACAGGUGUAUCAACUACAAGCCUGUGCCACCACACCCGAGAGGCUCCACCUGUGGGCUCUGGUUCUUGGGUGAUGGCUUUGGAAGAGCCCAGCUCUGCUCUCGACCUGCUUAUCUAGUUAGGGAGGCAGAUGCUCCCCCACGUCUCCAGUGCACUGGCUUCUGACGCGAGCUCACUGCAACUAGACCUGCAUCCUGCCUGUUGGGUCCAGUCCACGAAGACUCUGUGCAAGAGCAGGUGGAUUGAGGGCAGCUGCUCCCUGAUUCUUGAGGCAAGUGGCCUUCCAUCACUCCCAUCGGUCUCCUGCCCCAUCACCUGACCCUGGCAAACACAUGGUGUCCCUUCCUGGCUUUCUGUCACUGGCACAGGUGGGAUGGGGAGGAAAGAGAAAGCACGAUGGCUUGGGAAAACCUGCUUUUUUCCUCCUGGAGUUCAGUCCUCUCGCACCUGUUCACCUGCUUCAAAGCAGGUCUUUGCGCCCUGUAUCUCGAGCACGGUGAUCUGCCAGCAGCCAGAGCAGGUUGGCUGUCGUGUCCGACCACCCAGCCCCCGUGCUCGUCCCCGUCUCACCUACCAGAAGCACACUAAUCCUCCUAGCGUCAGGCCCAGGGGUUAUCAGCCUUUUCGUCUGCCUUACCGAGAUACUUAUCUCCUCUGUUUUUCUAUCUUAAGAGGAGCGAAGCCGGGCUGCUGCUCAUCCCAAGCAGGCUGCCUCAGUGCUGAGGGAAGGGGAGUCAGGAAGUAGAGCACAGAAACUGGGAUGCUGAGACGUUGGGUUUCCUUGCCAAUCACUCAGUGAAUCCUCAAGGGCUAGUGAAAUAAAUGCUAGACCACUGAAGAGUAGUGCAGGUGGAAUUCUGGGCGUCAAUUGUGUUCUUUCAGAGGGCCGUGGGGACCGACUGGCACAAUGUAUGUGCCCGCCGGCAGGAGAGGACUUCAGAAACGCUGUAUGUACACGGCCCACUUGUUCCUCAGAGGCAGCUGGUGGAGUGGCCCUCAUUCCCUUCUGAAAAACCCUCACCAGCCCCUCAACUACAAGAACCCUCAAUUCCCACUGAUGUUUCAACAUAAUUCACACCUACCUAGUGCUGCUAAGUGGAAAGGUCAUACUUCAAAGCUCCAAGCCACUACCCAGGUUUAACUUCCUGCCCUGUCCAAAUACCUGCCUUGAGGCUGCUCACACACCCCCACCCCCAGCCCCCAGAAGCCUGUUAAUGGCCUUGGGGCAGAGGAUCAGUUCUCCACCUUCUGUGGGUCACCUGAAAACUCCCAACUCGGAGAUGCCUUGGUUUUAGAGUCUGGCUUCCUAGCAACCAACUGUUGAGUGUUGAGCAGAACUGGAGCUGAGCUUCCCGCCUGCCAGCCUCCAUAGCAGAGCCAUCCAGGGGGAUAUCUGAAGUACUCGCAGCUGGAGCAGAGGCAGGAGGAACUGGUGACAUCUCAAAGAUGAGACUGCGCGGGGUGUGAUGGGACUUGAAUUAUGAUUCUGCACGCACACGGUGUGGAUCCUUCUGCCAGGCCCAGUGAGGAGCCCAAAGCUGUUUACCUGGACUGGGCCAUGCUUCUGCCAGAACACAAGUGUAGGAACUUUCCACACAGAGGGCAGGGGGAGGGGAAGGGUGGAGGCUCUAGCAGAGGGGAGGUGGCGGUGGGUCACGCGGGAUGCCUGUCAUCACUGUGCAGGCAUCGUCCACCUUCUGUGCUCUGGGGCGGCCAAGACAUGCAGGAUACGCUGGCCAGGAAAACGUCACCUCCUCUGCUUAAUGCCAACGUUCCGCAAACAUCCUGAGGUGCGCACGUGAAUGAGUCACACCAAGGAAAGAACUGGGUGAAACUGUGCAGCGGAAAGGAGUCCUCUAUGCUGGCCCUCCACACCUCUCCCCCUGUUCUGCUUAGCCGGGCCUCUUCCCCACUGUAAGCGGAAGCCCAGCCAAAGCAUUUAAAUACAGCUGGUUUAAAAGGCUUUAGGCUCAUAAAAUCCCACUUGCCAUCAAUGCCGUUUCUCUCUUAAGGUGCUGCCCCAGUACAUUCCUACCCCGCAGCACAGGGCUUUAUUCCAGCUCACCCCUUGAGGAAAGGGGGUUAAACCACAAGGGCAAAGACAGAAGAGAAAGCAGUAGGCAGGCAGAGAAGCUGAUAAAGUGAUUUUUAUCGUUAAGUAUUUGGCUGGGUGCAGAAUUGCCCUCACCACCGUUGGCCACCACUGGUCUCCUGGGAGGAACAGGCAGCAAGGAUGGCUCCAGAGACGCUGCUCCUUGGGGCCUCGGGGCUCACAAAUCCGUGUGCACAGAGGGUUCCACCUUCCAAAGUGAAGUACAAACUGCUUCACAGCCAGACUUCCCUGGGAGGGAGAGAUGCUCACAGCUGAAGGCACGUUAAUCGAGGCGCACACCCAACGCCAGAAUUUGUUUUCCUCUGGUUACUCUGAUAAACCUAGAUGCCACUCUGUCGAGAACCAGCGCUGCCGCGGUUGGCGUUAGUGGGUGAGUGAGCAGGGUUCAGGGCCUGCUCACUGGUAGAACUUCUUGUUAGGGCUGCUGGCGUGGUCCACAAGGAGCUGGCACGGGGUGAACUGUUUUCCAUAGGCAGCCUCGUACUUCCGGAGCCGGUCCACUAUCUUCUGAGCACCAUACAGAUCCACAAAGCGGAAGGGCCCUAAAAGGAGAAAUAGGACGUUGUUCAAGGAGAAGUGAAACGAGCUCCGGGAUGAAGCGAGCUACCUUCCUGACUUGCAAGACCGACCUCCAAGACUGGGGGGGAAGCCAAGCCCGAAGACGGCGCCGAUGUCUCCCUCUGUAGGCGUGGCCAAGACCCCUUCCUGCAGGCACAGGACAGCCUCGUUCACAAAUCUGGUCACCAGGCGGUACUGGAUGUCUUCGUCCGAGGAGCUGCCAACAGGGAGAGACAUUCAGGGAGGGGCAGGGUAAGAGGGGAGGACGCAGGCGCCCCGGUGCAGAAUGGGAGUGAGGGCUGGUGCUGCUGGAGCUCCGGGCCAGCCCUUGUGAACCUCCAAUGCUAGAGAAGGUGCUGCCCUUGGAAGAAGACAGCAGAGGGCUACCUGCCCUCAUUAACCCGAAGCCGGGCACUGAGAACAGGGUCUGGCGGGGUAGACGGCAUCUCUUGCCAUCAGCAGCUGCUGGUUACAAACGAUAACAAACAGUGCGGAGGGAGAGCAGGCCUAGGAGAACCGUGUUUCUAGUUGCUCUCUGGGAGCCUCAGAGGGAAGGCUUCCCAAGGGGUCUUCCCAAGGCUGGGCUGCAGUCCUUACCCUGAGGCCUGGUAGAGGACGAGGUGGAAUGUGGAAGGGCAAAAAGUGUUAAGCAUCAGGAAUGUUCUUUCUGGUCACGUAUGGUGAUCAUUACAAAAAUGAUGGCAGAGGGUCCAAGAAGCUUCGGGCUGGUGAGAAACACGCUUCUGCACCAACAGCCCCUCAAAUGAACUUACACAUCAGGCUGAGAAGGCAUCUUCAGACUUGCCAAAAUACUGUCUAGGUCAGAAUUCAAAUUCUUAUUCUUCACACCCUCCUGGUAGAUGUAAAAGCCCUUCCCGGACUUGCGACCUGAAAGAAGCGAGAAAAGGGAGCGUUAACAAAUUCUCAGAGCCCGGGCCUGAGAGUUCUCUUCUCCGCUAGUCCGUUAUAAAGCUCUAGCCUCUCUUCCGUAUUCCUGAAUUUGUAGAUCUAGCCUACUCUAGAAAUUGGUGUUUGUCAGAAGAGUCGACAGGGAAGGAAAAAAGAGCUUGUGUGUCCUGGAGCUUGGAAAUCUGUGUAUCUGGGUAGGAAAGGCCAGGUGGGUGAGUUUUAAUGUCCAGGUAUGCAACACCAGGUCCUAGGAUGCCCGGGUCCUAGUGUUGAUUUUGUUGCUACUUUGCCGAGAGAGAAAGCCACCUCUCUGGUGGGCCUCAAUUGCAUCCUCUACUUAGAGGUUUACUUCCUCCACAAAGGUGGUCAGACAACAUGGAAAGCCUGGACACAACGCUCCUGCAGUAUCACGGGUGUAGUAGAGGCCUUGGGCACGAUGAAAUGCCUGUCAAUUUUGCAUAGCUUGGGCAACGGCAGAGCCUCAGGAGUCCAGAGUUCUGCCUUUUGUCCAUAAUCUACAGGCCCAGCCUAAAAAGAGGUGGCCAUGAGAAAUCAUUUUUAAAUUCCCUAUGACAGUGGGCUCUACGUUUAGAAAACACACUCUUCCACGUGGGCCUUCUGUCACGAAUGAUGCUAGUUACGUUUCUUUGCGGCUACUCACCCAGGAAGCCCUUGGAUAUCAUCUGCUUCAGCACUUCUAGGCUUCCACCUGCAAACCGCUCCCCAAACACUUUGCCUAGAUUUUCUGCUACGUGUUUUGCUACAUCCACGCCAACUUCAUCCACCAGUGUAGCAGCGCCCACAGGAAAGCCAAAGCUUGUGGUCAGGGAAUCCAGCUUCUUAGGGCCAACUCCUUCCUGGAUUGGAAGUAAAGCCGCAGCUCAGGGAGGGCUGUCCCAGAUUCCCCUAAGGGCUCCUUGUGCUGCCCUCACAAAUGGCCUUGGGCAGCACCCACUUCUCUUCUGGGUGCCGCCUCGCCAGGCCCAGGAAUGGGACUGUUUCACUCAGGGAAGCACAAAGAGGCUUGGGAGCCACAAGGGGAAAGUCCGAGCCUUUCCUAACCUACAGAAUUUUAAGGAAGUCUAGAGAUGAACAAAUUAUUCAUUUCCUUCUUGUUCGCAAUUCUGGAUCUCAUGAAUAACGAGAUUCCACGCCAGACAGGGCUAAGUUUCCCGAUGCUGAGAGAAGAGACAUUACCGAGGAGCAGUACUGUAGAGUCCUGUGAUGCCCAGGUGUGAUAAGACCCCAGGGAGGAGUGGCCACGCGCUUCCCACCAGUGACCAACCUGUACGGCCACUGGAGGGGUCUGCGUGCAGCAGAAACGGGUGUAGCACCAAUCCGACCAAAUGGGCCCUGUUCUGGAUGGGGACGCAGAAACCGCGCACAGAGCAUGUCGGAGGCCUUUGGCUUAUUGGAGCAGGGAGGACGCUAAGGGAGCAGAGGUAAAAUUCUGCCCAUUUUAGUGCAGUGUUAGCCCAUGACUUCCCAGCCCUGUGUGGAAAGAGAGGGCACCAAAGGGCCUUGGAGAAGAGAUAGGAGUCAGUGUGUUAGAAGGAAGCCUGCUCCUCACCUUAACAUUACCAGUUUGGAAAACUAGUUGAAAGAGUGGAAGAUGCCUCAAACAUUCUGAGAUUGAUACCAACCUGGAGAAUUCUGAUGACUUCAGACAUCAUGGGUGCGAGGCACCUGGUGGUAUAGAAGCCAGGUCCGUCCUGCCAAGGGAGAGAAUAUGAGCUCAUGGGCCCCUCAGUUGUGGCCACUUCCCAGGUCUGAAAGCGGUCUCUCUCCCCCGGAAGCCACUUCAAAACUCAAGGUGAUUUAUAAUCUCCAUCAGAAUCCUUAAUAUUAAACUGCAGGGGAAGCCACAGCCAGGGGCAGCCUGGCUUGAAUCCACGAGCACAGCAGACAGCCUCACAGUCAUCUGAAAGGUCUGGAAUGGCUGGGAGAACCCGCCAUGUCCCAGCCCCUAACUCAGCGGUCCACCACUGUCCAUACUGUAGACCACCAAGGGGAAAUAAUAUCAAAAGCUGGUAUAUUUAAACUCAAGAGUUACAAGCAAACCUGGAAAUAUAAGGAGUCUUCAUGGAACUUUUCUGAAUCUGCUGCUCUGACACACAGCUCCUUACCUUAACCACAAUGAUGACCUUGCCCUGUUUGAGACCAACUUCUACAGCAGAAGCAGUUGUGUCCUUAGAAGUUUUCUGAGUUGUGAUAAUCUCCAGUAGCUGCAUCUUGUCCACAGGAGAGAAGUAGUGCAUGCCAAUCACCUGGGAGGGGCCAAACACCGACAGAUUGAAGAACUCUGAGAGGGGAAACUAACAGCAUUCUUUUUUUUGCUAGGAAAGCACUGCAGAGAAAGGCGAUUGUAAUACAGGAAUACUGCUUGGUACCGUCAAGUGGUUUGGUGCCAUGGUUCUUUGAUUAAAAGUCCAGUAUGUUCAGGGGAGAGCUAACUGGAAUGCUCUUCCAUCUGCUUCUAGGGCUUUUCACUAAGGGCAAUGGAUCCUACCAACAGUUAAUGCCAAAAUCGCAGCUAAAGGCCAAAUUAGAUUUACUGGGGAAGAAUGAACGAGGGUUCCAUUUAUAUUAAUGAUGCUGAUGGUUUGGGUGAGAGGGUCCAUUUUUUAUGGGGUGUGGGGGGAGACAGGCAGAAGCAUUACUUACUAUGCUGGACUGUCAGAGAUACAUUCGGAUUUUACGUCGAUGCAUCUCACCACCAGGAUACUGUCAGCCCUUCGUAUCCACAGAUUUCGCAUACACAGGUUCAACCAACCGCAGAUCCAACUGGUUGAAUCAGAUUCAACUGGUCUGACUCCUUGGAUCUGAAACCUGAGGAUACAGAGGGCUGCCCGUGUUCACUGUGCUACAUACACUAUUUUCUAUAAGGGACUUGAGCUUCUGUGGAUUUUGGUAUCUCCUGGUGGUCCUGGAACUAAUCCCCCACAGAUACCCAGGGAUGACCUUACUGGGUUUAAAUAACAUUUCUUAACACUCAAAUUCCCUCAAGGCUCAUUAAACCGAUGACUCUCAAAGUCAAGUACCCGGACCAGCCUCACUAGCAUCACCUGGGAAUGUCAGAACUGCAAAUUCUCAGGGCCUCCCCAGGCAUUCUGAAUGAGGAACUCCGGGGGCAGGGCCCAGAUCUGGGUUUAAGAAGCCCUCCAGGUGAUUCUGAUACAUGCUCAAGUUUGAGAACAGCCUCAUUAAGCUAACGAUUAGAUAGUCUUCACAACUGAACUGUGAAAGAAGUCUAUCCAUUAAUUUAUAGUUUUGCCUCCACUCCCCACUUUAGCUAUAAGGUAUUAACUACUAUCUGCCACUGACCGACUGCUUACUGUCCACAACUCAUUAACACAUUUAUCAUUUAUCCUUUCCAUUUAAUCCACUACAACUCGGUGAACUAGUCAGUCUAAUUACCUAGAUGAGGAAGAAAGACAUCAGGAGGUUAAAAUUAGUAGCUCAGGGUCAGUCAGUAAAUGGCAGAGUGGGAUGCCAUCAAGGUCGGCCUGUCUCCACAGCCUGCCCACUUCCCGUUGUGUAACACACAGGUCACUUGCAUGUUACAUCAACUUAUCAAUCCAAAAGUUGCUUCUAACCUCUAAAUUAUCCUUCUACUUCUGUCUAAAAUACUUAAAAAGACAGGACCUGAUUCAGACUGCACUCCUCAGCAAAAGGAAUUAGCCUUUACCAUGUAUAAUUUAUACACAAUAAAAUGCACAGAUCUUGAUUACAUAUUCUUUGUAAUAAUCAUUAGUGGGACUUCUGGGAAGAUGGCGGAAGAGUAAGACGCGGAGAUCACCUUCCUCCCCACAGAUACACCAGAAAUACAUCUACACGUGGAACAACUCCUACAGAACACCUACUGAAGGCUGGCAGAAGACCUCAGACCUCCCAAAAGGCAAGAAACCCCCCACGUACCUGGGUAGGGCAAAAGAAAAAAAUAAACAGAGACAAAAGGAUAGGGAUGGGUCCUGCACCAGCGGGAGGGAGCUGUGAAGGAGGAAAAGUGUCCACACACCAGAAAGCCCCUUCGCGGGCGGAGACUGCGGGUGGCGGAGCAGGGGAGCUUCGGAGCCGCGGAGGAGAGCACAGCAACAGGGGUGCGGAAGGCAAAGCGAAGAGAUUCCAGCACAGAGGAUCAGGGCCGACCGCCACUCACCAGCCGAGAGGCUUGUCUUUUCACCCGCCGGGGCGGGCGGGGCUGGGAGCUGAGGCUCGGGCUUCGGUCGGAGCGCCGGGAGAGGACUGGGGUUGGCGGCGUGAACACAGCCUGCUGGGCGUUAGUGCACCGCGGCUAGCCGGGAGGGAAUCCGGGGAAAAGUCUGGACCUCCCGAAGAGGCAAGAGACUUUUUCUUCCCUCUUUAUUUCCUGGUGCGCGAGGAGAGGGGAUUAAGAGUGCUGCUUAAAGGAGCUCCAGAGACGGGCGCGAGCCGCGGCUAAAAGCGCGGACCCCAGAGACAGACAUGAGACGCUAAGGCCGCUGCUGCCGCCACCAAGAAGCCUGUGUGCGAACACAGGUCACUAUCCACACCCCCCUUCCGGGGAGCCUGUGCAGCCCGCCACUGCCAGGGUCCCGGGAUCCAGGGACAACUCCCCCGGGAGAACGCACGGCGCGCCUCAGGCUGGCGCAAUGUCACUCUGGCCUCUGCCGCCGCAGGCUCGCCCUGCACUCCGUGACCCUCCCUACCCCCGGCCUGAGUGAGCCAAAGCCUCCGAAUCAGCGGCUCCUUUAACCCCGUCCUGUCUGAGCAAAGAACAGACGCCCUCUGGCGACCUACACGCACAGGCGGGGCCAAAUCCAAAGCUGAGCCCCUGGGAGCUGUGAGAACAAAGAAGAGAAAGGGAAAUCUCUCCCAGCGCCUGAGAAGCAGCGGAUUAAAGCUCCACAAUCAACUUGAUGUACCCUGCAUCUGUGGAAUACAUGAAUAGACAACGAAUCAUCCCAAAUUAAGGAGCCGUGUGGAUGAAAGGCUCUUGGUGCUGCAGCCAGGAGUUAGUGCUGCGCCUCUGAGGUGGGAGAGCCAACUUCAGGACACUGGUCCACAAGAGGCCUCCCAGCUGCACAUAAUAGCAAACAGCAAAAAUCUCCCAGAGAUUUCCAUCUCAACACCAGCACCCAGCUUCACUCAACGACCAGCAAGCUACAGUGCUGGACAUCCUAUGCCAAACAACUAGCAAGACUGGAACACAACCCCACCCAUUAGCAGAGAGGCUGCCCAAAAUCAUAAUAAGUCCACAGACACCCCAAAACACACCACCAGACGUGGACCUGCCCACCAGAAAGACAAGAUCCAGCCUCAUCCACCAGAACACAGG